AGCAGUGCGCCGAGGAUGCCGGAAACCACCGAAGAAAAAAAAGAAAAAGAAUGCGCGCGCUCCUUUGAAGACUUUCUCACUAAACUUUCAUUGUUUAGGAUCAAACUCCAAGAGGAUCAGGAUGUUGAAUGACAAGAAAACAAGUGCUCCCACUGAUCGCGCUAACAUGGUGGCCGCCGUGGUCUUCUUGCUGGGCGUGGGAACUUUGCUGCCGUGGAACUUCUUCAUGACCGCCUCCCAGUACUUCAACCAGCGGCUGCUCCCGCCUCCUGCAGCCAACGCGUCGUCGGGGGCGACCGGCGCGGACUAUAACUACGACAGCUGGAUGGCGCUGAUUUCCCAGCUGCCUUUGCUGCUCUUUACGCUGCUCAACUCCUUCCUCUACCGGCGGGUGAGCGAGCGCUUCCGCGUGGCCUUCAGCCUGGUGGCCAUCUUCCUGCUCUUCUCCCUCACCGCCGCUCUGGUCCACGUGUCCAUGGAGCCACACACCUUCUUUGCCGUCACCAUGGCGACCAUCUGGUGCAUCAACAUGUUCAGCGCGGUCCUGCAGGGCAGCCUCUUCGGGCUGGUGGGCCUGCUUCCGCCCGGUUACAGCACCCUCUUCAUGAGCGGCCAAGGUCUGGCCGGGAUGUUCGCCGCCGUGGCCAUGCUGUCCUCCAUCCUAGGGAACCCAGACGUGGAGUCUGCGGCGUUGGGAUACUUCAUCACGCCGUGUGUGGCCACGCUGGGAACGCUGCUGUGCUACCUGCUGCUGCCUCACCUGACGUUCGCUCGCUUCCACCUGAGCAGGUGUGAUGAAGAGGAGGACACCAUGAAGACGAAGGUUCUGCUCAGCAGCGCAGACGAGAAGGAGCAGGUGAGUGACGACCGCGGCGAGCGCUCCUCCGUCCUGCUGGUCUUCAAGAAGAUCUGGAUCAUGGCGGCCUGCGUCACCUGCGUGUUCGCCGUAACGCUGUCCGUGUUCCCCGCCGUCACGGUGCGGGUGGCGAGCGUCUACACGCACAGCGCCACCUGGGGUCACGUCUUCACCUGUGUUUGCUGCUUCAUUGUCUUCAACGCCAUGGACCUGCUGGGCCGCAGCGCCCCCUCGCUGGCACAGUGGCCACUAAAAGACAGUUGGCUGUUUCCCGCCGCCGUCGCGUCCCGCCUCGUCUUCGUCCCUUUGCUGAUGACCUGCAACAUCCCCCACUCCAAGCUCGGCGUCUUCUUCCGUCACGACGCCGCCUUCGCCACCAUCAUGGCGCUCUUUGCCUUCUCCAACGGCUACCUGGCCAGCCUCUGCAUGGCCUACGCCCCCCAGCUGGUUCGUCAUAAGGACUGCGAGACGGCAGGCUCUCUGAUGACGUUCUUCCUGGUCCUGGGUUUGGCCAUUGGAGCGGCGCUGUCGUUCCUGCUCGUCAAGCUACUGUAGACUUACUUCCUGUUCAUCCUCAAUAUACUGUACACCUACUACCUGUUCCUCGUCAAUAUACUGUACACCUACUUCCUGUUCCUCCUCAAUAUACUGUAGAGCUACUUCCUGUUCCUUGUCAAUAUACUGUACACCUACUUCCUGCUCCUCCUCAAUAUACUGUACAGCUAUUUCCUGUUCCCCCUCAAUAUACUGUACACCUACUUCCUGCUCCUCCUCAAUAUACUGUACAGCUACUUCCUGCUCCUCGUCAAUAUACUGUACAGCUACUUCCUGCUCCUCGUCAAGAUACUGUAGACCUACUUUCUGUCUUCUCCUGCUUCCUGAAUCAUCCAUCAGAACAAACACAAAAGACGUGACAAAACAAAGUGCACUCUUCUUCUUUUACUCAACUUUUAUUUUGAAAGCAUGACUUGAUCUAAUGAGGACAUUUUAAAUCCAAUCAAGCAGUGCAAAGUGAAAAUUGUCAAGACAUUUUGUACUCUUACUGUAAGUAGAAAUAUGCCAUCAUCAGUUUGACAGCACUUUAGUGAUCAAGGGUGAUGGGUCAAAUGCAGAGAAUAAUUUCGACACACCGUGUGUGUGUGUGUGUGUGUGGGGGGGGCUAUCAUUGCUACUAUAACUUUAACUUAUAAAUAUAUAUUUCUCAUGUAAAUAACCAAGCAAUAUUGUGACAUCACAGCUGUACUGAGCUCCGAUUGGCUGAAACUCAUUUGUGUUUCUAUUUGUAAAACAUUUCACAAUGUAACCCAUAGUGUUUUUCAUUUGCGUUGAUUGUUUUUAUGAAUUAUUUAUGACUUUUAUAUAUGUAUGUAUGUGGGUCUUUUUUUAAUCAAAUUUAAAUGUUUUUUACUCGUGGCAAGUGAAAA
Molecule: messenger RNA, 2280 nt
Organism: Nerophis ophidion (straightnose pipefish)
Lineage: Eukaryota; Metazoa; Chordata; Actinopteri; Syngnathiformes; Syngnathidae
Product: equilibrative nucleoside transporter 2-like
Exons: 13
Coding region: 122-1411 (429 amino acids)
Biological process (GO): uridine transmembrane transport; nucleoside transmembrane transport; hypoxanthine transport
Cellular component (GO): plasma membrane; basolateral plasma membrane
Molecular function (GO): nucleoside transmembrane transporter activity
Source: RefSeq, a predicted model, not a curated record